GCCUAACUAAGAUGGCUGUCGGAACGGGGCGAGUGACGGAGGGACCAUCGGAUGGGAUGUUUAUCUGACGCUAACAUGAUGAACGACCGUCCGAACCGGGGAGUGGUUAGUUCGUUCGCUUCCCAGCUUCGACACAGCACAGUUCAUAGCCGUUUUCUUUUCAAUUUGGACGCCAGCGUUCCUGCUACUGCUCUGACAUUGUGGAAUUCUCUAGCUGCUAGUCGUUAGCAACCUGCCAUCGCAGCUAGCAGGUACCAGAGGAAAACAGCAGCCCCGAACCAGAACGAGAACCCAUGUGCAGCAGACCUGACUGGCUAUGGAGUGGAGUUGUCUGCAGACUGGAUGACAGGGUGUUGAAGGAGAACAAGGAUUCACAGUUCUGAAGCUUUUCUUUGCUGUUCACUGACUCUCAGUGACACCACUUGUCCUUUCCUUUUUUCUUUGAGAAAUCCAUCUCUCCUUUAUCCUCCUCUUCUCCUCCCCUCACCAGCUCCUUUGUUUUUAUUUUCUAACUGUUGAAAACUCAAAGUUUGCCUGCCACCCACUACGUCCAAGAUGAGCUGGCUGAGCAGGCUGAACCCCAGGGGUCCUGGAAGCCGGACAGGACGGAGUGCUCCGCUGUCCAGCCCAUGCACUGCCGAUCCUGAGACCUGCCUAAUGGUGUUUGAGAACCACUGGAGACAGGUCUUCCGAGUGUUGGAUCAGCAUGACGCCUCUUCAUCCAGCGAUGACCUGAUCGCAGUGAGGAAUCACACCGAUCAGAUGCUGUGUCUGCUGGCGGAGGAGCGGCCCGCCGAAGACUUUGAGGGUUCUGCCAGUUUGCCACCGAUGGGUCCCAUCCUUGAGCUUGUGGUCACUGAGAACAUUCUCGAGUGCCUUGUUCAGUGGCACCUGCGUCGCGGUCUUGACCCAGAGAGUCAGGGGGCGCUGCUGAAACUGUUCGAGAUGCUCAUUGGUCAGUCCCAGCAGCCCCUGCUACAGCACACUGCCGUCCUUCACCCACUGUUGCGGCUGCUGGGAACAUGUGCCGACCCGGAUUUGGGUUGUCCUUCGUCUUUGGAGAAUAGUCUGGUUCUGCUGCUUAAUCAGAUAUGCGUGUCCAUGGCUCGGCAGCCUGUGGUUUUGGAGAUGCUGUUCCGGGCAGCGCCGGCCCAGCAAGGUUCCACCAAUCUAUUGAUCUUCUCCCUCCUUGUGCCAUUUAUACACCGAGAUGGAGCGCUGGGACAGCAGGCCAGGGACGCACUCCUGCUGGUCAUGGCAGCAUCGGCGAGCAAUGAAGCAGUGGCUCAUUACAUCACUGAAAACUCUUACUUCUGCCCAGUGUUGGCCACUGGCCUGAGUGCCCUUUACUCCUCCCUGCCCCGGAAGAUUGAGGUCCGAGGUGAUGACUGGCAUGCUCUGCGGCGAGAAGAUUGGAUAGGCGUCUCGUCCCUUGUCUUGUUCAUGAACUCUCUGGAGUUUUGCAAUGCCGUGGUCCAGGUUGCUCACCCACUGGUCCGCACCCAGCUCCUGGACUAUGUCCACAAUGGCUUCCUGGUACCCGUCAUGGGUCCCGCACUCCACAAGUCGUCGGUGGACGAGAUGAUUGCCAGCACAGCAUACCUGGAUCUCUUCUUGCGCAGUGUGUCAGAGACGUCACUCCUUAAAACCUUCCUGCGCUUCAUCCUCCUCCAUCACCUUGACAACGACUCCAUCCUCGACACCCUGGUCACACGCAUCAGCAGCAAUUCCAGGCUCUGCAUGGUGUCUCUCAGCCUCUUCAGGACCCUCCUCUCCCUGAACUGUGAGGAUAUCAUGCUGCAGCUUGUUCUCAGGUAUCUGCUGCCCUGCACCCACCUGAUGCUGAGUCAGCGGCGUGCCAUUCGAGAAACUGACAUCUAUGGCAAGUCUGCCAACAAGUUCUUGUCUCUCAUUCCUGAAUGUUGCCGGGUGAGUGUGGCGCCCUCUGCUGAGCGUGAUGAGGACACUCCGUUUUGGGGCAAAGAAUCUCCAGCCCUGCCCAGACCAAGCACACCGUCCCGCCUGGGCUUCUUUAUCCGCCAACAGAGUAGCGGUGGACUGGGGGGGCCUUCAACCCCUACCAGCGUGGAGCCACUGCAGCCUGGGUCUUCCAGCCCUCACCCUCUGACUCAUGACAGCCUGGCCCACCAGCAGGGUCAGCUGGACUGUCUGGAAUGGGACUCUGGUUAUCUGGAGUAUCUGAAAGAUGCCCGGCGAGGCGUCGAACUCUGCUCUUGGGCCUGCCGGGACUGGUCCGCACCAUAUGACGGAGAUAAUCCCUCAGCAAACACGGCACCCCUGCCUCCUCCUCCCCCAACGUCCAACGCUUCUCUGGCCAUGUUCCCCGAGCACUUCUCACUGCAGCACGCAGGCGGCAGCCAAACCCCUCCUGGCCAACAGAGGGCGGCGAUUGUCGCAGCCGCUCGAUCGGAGUGGCCCAGCUCAGAGCGAGAGAGCGGGGAGUGGGAUGUGACCAUUGGGAACAACAACUGCAUCAGCCUGACACCACGCUCGAAAAAGCGCAGCUUGCAGAGAGAGGAACUCCUGCCCAAGCCGGUUCCCCCUCUCAUCCCUUCCUGUUUGCCUGACGCUUCGUCCGGCUCCCACCCAGCGCCCUCCGCCGCCCCUCACGUCCCAGCCACUGCCAUCACCGUCAGCUACCAGGCCAUGUACAAUGGAGCGAUGAGGCCGGACGACGGCUGCUCACACAGUCGAGAUCGAGAGCUUGCGGUCAAGAAAGUGAAGCGGGACUUCGAGGAGACCCAGUUUUUGGAUGAGAACGCGAAUCGAAACGGAGCCAUGGACACCUGCACUACCGUCUCACAGUCAGUGUUUACCAACAGUGACUCAAGCAAUGCAACGUCUCAUUGCACCAACCAGAAGGUGCCCCCUAGCCCGCCCUCCGACACACCAAACAGUGAUACCUCACACGUGGUGCAGAGUGCACUCCCAGAUCUUCCAGAUGCCAAUCACACACAACAGUCUGUAGAGAGUCUCAUCGAGGAGCUGCUGGAACAAGCUCCGGGAGACCCUCAGCUCCCCGGAGACUCCAACGGUCAGGGCAUCAGCAUCGAAGCCUUCACGCAGGAGCUGAGCGAGCUGGAGAGCCGGGUGAAGGGGCGCGGCAGCUCUGCCGACCGGCAGGAGGAGGCCACAACAGAGUCCCAGGAGGAGGAUCCCGCACUGCCCUGUGGCUCUGGAGCAAAGAUGGACAGCGGCUCCAAAACAGAGUCUUCUGUGGCGAGUGUGUGUCGCCCUGCUACACCCGUGAAUCAGCCGGCAGCUCAGCCCUACACAGGUCCCUUUAUGAUGGUUCUGUUUGCCAAGCUGGAGAACAUGCUCCAGAACUCGCUGUAUGUCAACAUCCUGCUGACGGGCAUCGUGGCGCAGCUGGCCUGCUACCCACAGCCCCUCCUCCGCUCCUUCCUGCUCAACGCCAACAUGGUCUUCCAACCAAGUGUGAAGUCUCUGAUCCAGGUCCUGGGCUCUGUGAAGAACCGCAUCGAUGCUUUCGCCGCCUCGCACGAAGAGUUUCCUGCCAUGCUGAAGAAGGCGCAGCAGUACCUGGUGGCCCGGGGGAAAGUGGACUGGACCGACUCGCCUGCUGCUGUGCCUCCUCUGCGGCGCUCUGACUCACUAGUGAAGAGUCGUAAGCCCUCGCUGGGUGACCUGAUCCUGCGACACACCAACAGCCCAACUCGGGCUCGGAACGCUGCCCAGCUGGCUCUGGCACACGUGCGGGUGGGCGGCCACUCGCUGCACAGCGCCCUGUUUAAGGGCAGCGGAGGGGGCGGAGUCACCGGUCUGGAGAAGCAAGCCGAGGCGCUGCGGGUGAAGAACGCCGUCUACUGCGCCGUCAUCUUCUCAGAGUUCCUGAAGGAGCUGGCGGCGCUGGCUCAAGAGCACGCGGUCAGCCUGCCCUUCCCUCAAAGUCCGGGGGCAGAGGAGUGAAACAAGCCAAUUCUGCCUCCAAACAAAGGGAAUACGAAACCUUUUCUACCAAAAUGUUCUAUGAUGCAGGUCGACUGCAGACACAUCUUGUACAUAUCCUGUAAUAUAUUUACAAUCAAAUGUAGAUUUACGGGGGUAGCUUGAGGUUUGUACAUACACGUACCAUGUGUCAAAGUGGUGAAGACUUCCGCGCCCAUAUUGGUGCUACACCUUUAAGUCAAAGGGAACGAAACACCUUAUCCUCAAAAAAAAAAACAAAACAGGAUUUCACCAAAAUAAUGAGACGUUCAAAGUGAGAAGGUAAGGAACAAGUCAGUCAGGGUGUUGUGGCGAGUGAUAGUGAAGGAUGCAAUACUGCCAUGAAGCUGCAGCUGCUGUCACAUGACCAUACAGGCAACGCCUUCAGUCUGCGUGUUCCGUGGCCUCAGACUCUGUCUUGAAACCAGGGUUUCAGUUGACUCUCUGGCGUCUGAGUCUUAGCUCCGUCACCUUUCUCUGUCUUGACUUCUACGCUACAUUUUUUAAAUGAUUUUAAGGCAUUAUGUUUUAACACACUUCCUUGAUUCAGAUCAAAGCCAGUGAUUGUUUUUAUUUAACAGUUUCAAGUGAAGUCAAACGCUUCACCAGAAGAACCAGUGAAGUAUUUGUGAGGCGUUUGCUGAAUAUCGAUGUUUCUAAACAUCAAAAGAGUACUACGUGCUGCUAUUUUAAUUUCAGCUCCUUCAAUUGAACCAAGUACAUGUGAGGACGGUUUGGAGGCCUCGGCCAAAAUGUCACUCCCCGCCAUCGCCAUGAAUCCUCGCAUCACUGUGAAUCUUCAGUUUGUUUUGUCAGGAAAGACUGCAGUGUUUACAGAACGUCUCCACGUCGGAGAGAUUGCACACAACAAAGUUUUAUUUCAGUCCAUGCAGUUUUGGCUUCUUACAUGAGAUUUUGUUUUCCUUCCUUCAGUGUGCCAACCUUGACCUUCUGUGUACUGACACUGGUUCUCCUAUGUCUUCAGUCGCUUAUGAAUCUCAAUCCUAACUUGCGCCUGACUAACAUGCAGGGUAGUGUUUUUUUUCUUUUCCUAAAUGGAGAGGCGUGUCUACACGUCUGGCAGAACUGGAUCAUAGGUGACUAUGGACAUACAUUUGAAGCAACCACUUUGCUUUCUGAUAAUACCGUCGCCAUUGGUUUCCCCUCACGUCGAAGACACUGUAAUCCGUGAUUGUAUGAAUAUAUGACGUUGUGCAGUCAUGCCUCAGAAAUCUCAACGUAAAUGGCCUCACUUUCACCCAAAAGGAUAAGUUUGGCCUGAUAUUCAUGGCUGUUAUCUCCAGCUCCAGAGUUUUUCCACAAUCGUUUUAGUCUGUUCCUAGCACAAGUUGUCAAAACCCAGGAGGAGGCUGGCUUUAAUCGGCGCUACUGAGGAUCAGACGCUUCAAUUUUUGCAGAGGGUGGAGGAGAUCACUUCAAAAAACAGAUCUGCUAAAUAAAAUCUAGCUGUUUUUUCCUUGUCCUUGUUGCUGAGUCACAGUGCUUUUUGCAAAAGAAGCCGUUUUAGGUCCAACAGGUGAGAUCAGGGAGGGAGGCAACAUCCCACUGCUGCACCUCACCAUCCGUGUUUUGCCUCAGAAAUCACCAUUUCUGUUGAGAUUUGAAGCAGGUGACGAGAGCGUGAAGUCUUUUUUUUGUUAUUGAUAUCAUCUCAGAAAACACAGGACAAUUUGAGUGGGGGUUAUUUUAGACUCAAUGGCAGUGGAGGUCUUUAAUGUGCGCACAGGCUUAUCCACCGCUUCAUUACUCCACGAAGAAAGACAGGGACUCAGAUUUUGAAUUGAGUUGAUUUGAAAAAAAAAAAAACUUUUUUAUUCACGCUGCAUUCAGUUUUUGAAUCAUCUCGAUCGGCUCUAUUUUAAGUAUUUAAAACCUUGUGAUGUACUUGUGUUUUUUUUUUUUUAAUUUCAAAUAUUGGGUUUUGGUGUCUCUCCAUCCACUCGUCCGGGUCUUUUGCAAUUGAGUCCCUUCCUGUUGAAUCUGUGCUUGAAGCCACCUGGUCAACGUUGUGCCAAUUCCACUCCUCAUUUGAUCUCAACUGAGCUGCGAUCUAUGCAAACCUGCCCCAACACCGCCUGCAUCAGCCUGCAGUGAAAAAAGAAAGAAAACGCGGAGAGAGCCGAGGGAGCGAAACUAGUCGAAUGAUGAAUGUUGAAACAAUAUUUUUCUAUACUUUGAGAUCACAUGGUCACACAAAGGAGGAGAUUAAUCGGUGGGAUUAACACUACAAUGAGAAUGUUUGUAUUAAUUUAUAAAAGUCUUUGCCAGAGCAAUAUCACUGGUGUCCU
Molecule: messenger RNA, 6278 nt
Organism: Synchiropus splendidus (mandarinfish)
Lineage: Eukaryota; Metazoa; Chordata; Actinopteri; Syngnathiformes; Callionymidae
Gene: fhip1b
Product: FHF complex subunit HOOK interacting protein 1B
Exons: 12
Coding region: 556-3951 (1131 amino acids)
Biological process (GO): early endosome to late endosome transport; endosome to lysosome transport; endosome organization
Cellular component (GO): FHF complex
Source: RefSeq, a predicted model, not a curated record